CGCGGCCCCGGAGCCUCGCAGCCGCCGCCCGGUGCCCGAGGAGAAGGCGGCGGGCGACCCCCGGGGAAGAUGAAGGCGGAGGGGGGCGACCACUCCAUGAUCAACCUGUCGGUGCAGCAGGUCCUGAGCCUCUGGGCCCAUGGGACGGUGCUGAGGAACCUCACGGAGAUGUGGUACUGGAUCUUUCUCUGGGCUCUCUUCUCCUCUCUGUUUGUCCACGGUGCUGCGGGAGUGUUGAUGUUUGUGAUGCUGCAGAGGCACCGGCAGGGGAGGGUAAUCUCUGUCAUUGCAGUCAGCAUCGGAUUUCUGGCUUCUGUAACCGGAGCGAUGAUCACUAGUGCGGCUGUAGCUGGCAUUUACAGAGUAGCAGGGAAGAACAUGGCCCCAUUGGAAGCCCUCGUGUGGGGCGUUGGACAGACUGUACUGACAUUAAUCAUCUCCUUUUCAAGGAUCCUCGCCACACUUUGAGGUUUCUGUGGGAAUGUCUUACUUCACAUAAGGAAACAGAUAUACAGAUUCUCUGAAAACGGCAUUAUUAACAAGUGGGAAUGAAAUUGUACAAGAAUGUGGAAGGAGCAGGUCAGAACAUAAGGCCUUGAGCUGUGUGGAGAGAUCGCCCUCUGGUGUUCAAGUGAUUGCACUACCGCACUGCACCUUACGUGCCUCCGACCCGGGCAAGGCGCAUUACACUCUGUGAAGCUACAAGAAAAAGCACCUUGUUUAGCUGCCAAUCAGGUUAACAUUGGUGUUGAAUCAUCGUUCUUAACAGUGUUGUGUUAGGUUACAGGGACGUUUUGAAGAAUCGAUAUAUGUGCCAAACUCUUCUUUUUUAAACAUUGAUCAUGUGAAAUUGCAAGUGUAGAUGUAGAUGAGUGCUGUGAACAUAUUUGACAUGAGUUCAGGUGAUGUGGUGAGAUUUUUUGUUUUAUAAUGCUAAAUCCCGUAUGAGUGUUGCGUACUGAAUCAUUUAAUACGAGACAAAUUGUUUGAUUUUUACUGUUGAGCGUUUCUGGGAUUGAGGGCUUUCAUAUAAAUUAGGCAUUAUUGUGAUUUAGUUCAUGUGGAAAGUAAAACUUAGUGGAAAACUGCUAAACUCUUUCAAGGAUUCAAAGUAGGUCUGUAGGGUGCAUCCUUUUCACCCACUUAAAUAACACUCUUAAUAGUUUCCCUUGGACACAAACAUUCUAUUGAUACGAAUUUAAAAACAUUAUGGGUCACACAUUGAUUGUAGUUUGUGUGUCAUAAUAAUACAAUUUGAGAAAUUUCUUAUAAGUUUUGUAAGAAAGUAAGUCUGAAAUGCAUGUUGCAUUCUUCGCCAUUCUAAAGAAAGUUUUUGCCAUGUAUCUCAUGGAGAAAACAUCUUUAUAAUUAGUAUCUCAGUGGAAUUAUAUUACUUGUUUCAUAUGUCUUAACUUUUGAUAAAACAUAAACAGUCUUUCAUUCUGGAGUAUUAACUAUAUUUAAAGAGUGGCCUAAAUUAGGCUGUGAAAACAAGAAGCUUCAUUUGUAGAUAAGUAACAAGUCAUAUAGGAAGAGUAAUAAACUAUCUUACUUUGGGUACAUGGUAACAAUUUCUCUAAGUAAAAAUUGGAGUAUAAUAAAUAAUUUUAAAAUUCGGCAGUUAAUCUCAGCAUAUCAAUGCAGUACUGAACUAGACUUGAGUGUUUCAUUUCAGUUCUCCAGCUCUUUAUUUAUGCUGUUAUUUAAGUUUACUAGCAUCUGUGAUGACAUUUAUUAGAAUGAAAAAGUCCUUAGUAUAAAACAUUUUAAGAGGUUUUGGAAAUAUGCAGUUGUUUUUAAGAGGAUAAGAAGUAAGGGAAACACAGAACCUGGCUGAAUUUGUCUCCCACUGAGACUUUUAAAAAUACCAGAUACAAUUUUAUAUAUAUGCUAACUCAAAGGAAGAGCCAACUGCAGAAAAUAUGAAGUUAAGGACAGUCCAAAUCUGCAUACUUUACCCUCACUGUUUUAUAGCCUAAUUUGGUAACAAUUAAGUUUCUAUUAGUUCUUAUUCAAAUUUAAGAACUUUCUUACCCACGGCACCUUUUCUCCACCAAAAAGCAGGCUAUAUCAACAACUCAGCGAUGAGGAGUUGGGCGUAUCUUACCAGUAUGGAAGCCAGUUUUGGGGGUUUAUAACACUGUGGCUUGGAAAUUUGUUUUUAAAAAGCCAAGAAGCAACUAUGCAUUCUUAAAGAUCUUUGAAGUAAAUCUUAAAAUUGAUUAUUUUUUGUUAUGUACAAGGCUGAAAUCAUUUUCAUGUAUUCUUUAUAUUCCAGAUGUUUUCCUAAAUUAAAUUUAGGCAUAAAUCUUCCAACUCCAUUGGAGUUUCCCUUUUCUGUUAGACUUGAAUUGUGUUCUUCCUUUACUUUGGUUAUUCUUCAGUAAUUUAAAGUGUCCCUGUUCUUUGGGAGGAGUUAUCAAUAACAUGUUGAAAUUGUUUUAGAUCUACAGAAAUGAAUAUUUAUUUUAACAUAUGGUUAUUGUAUGAUUUCAGAGAGGUAUCAUAGCAAGGUAACAUGGAGCACAUGGUUCAGAACCCAAAAUUAGCCAGAAAAUAACUUGGACACAUUAAGUGUAUGGCUGCAUAGACCAAAGAGACUGAAACUCCUGUUUUUACUCUAGAAUGAAAGUGUAAGGAGGUGGAUCAGUUUGUAGAGUGUCCUGCAGUUAUCUCAUUAUCAGGUUGCUUUAUGUUAUGAAGUGUGUGUGUGUGCGCGUGCGCGCACAGGGACACUUUUAACUUUUGGGGGAAUCUUUGGUUUCUUUGCUGUUUUUAGUUACUUCCAUUGGAAUUUUGUGCAACUGUUACGUUUUUGAUCUUUUGAAAUGCAGUUGAAUAGUGUGAAUUGAUGAAAUGUCUUAAUAGCUAUUUCUAUGCCGAGAUUUUUUAAAUGUUACUGGUUUUCCUAUAGAGAUAAGAAACGUUUAAUGGUAUAUAUCUACACACAUAUAUAUCAUUAUAUACGUAUAUAUGUAAAGCUGCUACAUAUGAAUAUAGUCUUAAUUGGAAAGCUUUUGUUCAAUGAACACUUUUAUGUUGUAGUGGAAAAUUUGAUAUAUUUGCUCAGUUGAAUGAUCUUUUAAAUAGGUUUGAGGAAGUUUGAGAUUUUUGAAUUUGGGGACAUUUUUCUUGGUUUAGUAGUGCUGGAGAUCCUUGUUUGUGAUACGACAAAAGCCCUCAUGUAUGUAUUUGGGUUAAACCUUAAAAUUUGUAUGUGACUUGGUAAAUUUUGUGAUAAAUUCAGGAGGAAAGGGGAAAAUCCUCUGUAGUUUAUACUUCUUUAUUUUAAAAAAUGCUAAAUAAAAUAUUGCUGACAGUGAAAUCAGUUCCCCAAAGAAGAGACUCCUGUGUGCCCAGACUAACUGCUAAUCAGUUAACACACUGAUCAGAAAUGUCAUAGAGCGGAGUUAGUCGGGGGCCUCACCUAAGCUACAAGUAACGCUUAAAUCUUUUAAAUGAGGAAGGCGCAAGUGGUCUGCCCUGCGGGACAGUUCCACUGGAAUAAAGUCCCAGGUGGGGCCAUGUUCAGUGCUUGCAGGUUAGUUAUUCUUUCUUUAGACCUUAGUGUUCACAGUGUUACCGUUUGUCACCCGUGGUACUCUCUUAGUAUCUGCAGCAUACAUUUCCUCUGUCCCCCAGAAGUAUAAGAGUUGUAUUUUUACUUUAAGUGAGAAGUAAACAGAUGAGCUGCCCUGUGUAUCAUAUAUUUGUGAUGUAAGGAACAGGAAGAAUUUUUUAAAUGUUCUUGGAAGACAUCUUUAGAGAAUCUCUAUAAUUAAUAUGAGGAGAGUGGAGCCACCAUGUUAACGUGCCCAAGAUGGCACUUACACACCAACUAAUUCAAUUUUGUAAACAUUUUUGGUGGAUCUACUGUGUACAAAGUGCUCUCCCUAGUAUUUUCUAUAGUAAGUACAGGGACGACCAAGAUGGGAUUUCUGCCCUCAGUUCACCAAGAGCUACCAAGAUGCUUUAAAUCCUAAAGCAGCUGGGAGGACAUUUUGCUCCUAGUUGACAGUUUAAGUUGUUUUCCCCCAAUACUGAUUUUUCUCAGUUUAUCCACCAAAUGGAAUUUUAGUAACUAAGAUAUUAUGUGACAUAGUGAAGAGAAUACUAGAAUUUAAGCCAGGGACAUAGAUUGGAAUCCAGGCCCUGUCACUUGUUGACUUCUUCAACAAGAAGAAUGGAAAAGCAGUACAGUCGGCCCUUCAUAUCUGUGGUUCUGCACUGAAGGAUUCAAACAACUUGGAUUGACGUAUGCAGGAAAAAAAAAUUCCAGAAAGUUCCAAAAAGCAAAACGUACAUUUGCCCCACUCCGGCAACUAUUCACAAAGAAUCUGCAUUGUAUUUACAUAGCAUUUACACUGUAUAAGAACGUUGUAAGUAAUCAAUCAAGAGAUGAUUUAAAGUAUAUGGGAGGAUGUGCACAGGUUAUAUGCAAAUACUACACUAUUUUCUGUAAGGGCCUUGAGCAUCCUUGAAUUUUGGUAUCCACAGGGAUCACUCCCCCUGCGGAUACUAAGAGACUAAUAAAUAUUUUGCAGUAAGUGAUCAAUGGCUAGUCAUAAUUUUUUAAAAAACUACAUUUUGGAGUACUGAUCGAAUACAGUAUUUUGUAAAAUUCAUUUCUUCCAUUUCCACAUUUUUCCUACAUAUAUUUUAAGAAAGAAGCUAAAAAAAUUCUUUUAGAAUGUUGCCUCCCUUACCUCCUCUCCACCUCUUUAUUUUUUAAAUCACAUAUUUAUCUAAGAGCACUUUUGGGAAUUGGUGGUGAUGGAAAUGGCCAGGGCAGGCGGGAUUUAAUAUCAGGUUGUGUUUACCGUGAGUUACAAAAGGAGAAGGGAGAUGUGGCCAGGAUCUACUCCUUACUUUAGCUUGCUUGCUGCUUUUGGAUUCAUUCAACCAAUAUUAAUUGAAUCUCUACUAUAUGCAACUUACUAUCCUUGUUUUAGGGGUGGAAAAGUGAUUCCUCCCUCUGUCCACCUCUCUCCCGCCACCCCCGUGUGUGGCUUCCCUGUAUAGUGCCAAUUCUGUGGGAGAACAGAACUGGGCUGCGGUGUCUACCAUGUCCCUCUUUCUAUGGACCAAAGGUGCUUUAGCCCUACUUGUUGUUUUUAACUUAAAGGGAAAUGCUUUUAUUUUUAAUUUAUGUCUAUUUUAUAAUUCAAGAAGUGACAAGAUGCUCAGAGUACUUUCUGAAAUAUUCUUAAGCUACUCUUACUGUUACAAAUGUUUCUCUCAGAAAGUCUUAAUCAGAAUUCUUCAAAGAGUGGCUACUUGUUUUUAAGAUGUGAAGAAUGUGGAAAAUUACUGAAGAAAUUCUAGUGACCUAGAUUGCAGAGAAGUUUGGCAACACCUGGGUAAAUAGGCAAAUGAUUAUUUCUUUUAAUAAUCAGGGGUGAGAAUCUCAGUGGUUAAAAUUGACUAGUAAUUUCCCUUCUUGUCCUUUUAUAACAUCGUGGAGGAAGACUCUAUAGCAUAAAAAGGACAUUAUUUGAUUAAAAAAUGAUAAAUUUUUUAAAACAUGUGAUAGCAUUUAUAGCGGAGGGAAGUUUAAACAUAGGCAGAAACGUUGGAGGGGUAACGCGCAAAAACAAAGACACACUUGGUGAAGCACCUCUAUUAGGUGAAUGCAGCUUCCCCUUAACCUGUUAAAGACUAUACACACUGAGUAUGUUUACUGCUUACAAAACGUGGUGUUUCCUUAUAUGUGAGACUGAACUUGCCACAAAGCAUCCUGAAGUAAUACUACAUUUUUGUGUGUGGUGGUAGGUUUGCCCUUCUAACUUAGGGGUCUCUGUUCAGUGUAGGCAAUACAGUGUUUUUGAGGAGGCUGCUGAAGUUAUCUAAAAAUGUUAUCAGUGAACUUGUUAAGAGGAAGUGAUGCUUACUAUAGAAACUAUUUUGAGUAACUGUGGAAAUAUACCAGUUAAUACUUUAUUAAUUAGUGGAAACACCUAAAUUUCUGAGCACACUAAGCUGGAACUGUCUCCUCCCCCAGGUUUAGGGGACUCGUUUUCACAUUCUUUACAUUCAUUGCAUGUAUGUUGAACUUACAUAAUAACCCUUUCUUGAUUCUAAGAACUAAUUUAGCACUUUCUUAAAAAUAUUCCUCCUCCUUCCAGACAGAUGUCACAUGGUAUAGUUUAAACAGAGGUACAGUUUGUUGAUAGACUCAGAAGUGCUGGUUUAGAAUAGAAUGUUCUUAACAGCUUAUGGUUAUGCAGCUAUAAUCUUGCUGAAAAGUAAAUACUAUGAGCAAGUCAAGAAAGCAUGGACCUCCUACAUGGUUUUUUUUUUUAGAUUAUAUCCUGCACCCAUAUAUAUAUCUCCCCUCAAUGGUGACAUGACUGUCCCCUUUGGGGGACUGUAUUUAGGAAUGUAACUGAAACUGGAAAGCAGUGUAACAUAAAUACAUAGAAGGAGGAAC
Messenger RNA from Vicugna pacos (alpaca), 6430 nucleotides. RefSeq names its product transmembrane protein 170B (gene TMEM170B). Gene Ontology annotation, cellular component: plasma membrane. Gene Ontology annotation, biological process: negative regulation of canonical Wnt signaling pathway. The record is from RefSeq and is a predicted model, not a curated record. Lineage: Eukaryota; Metazoa; Chordata; Mammalia; Artiodactyla; Camelidae.